UCCGCCGUGGGCUCAUGUCAUUCGUUUUUCUGCCCUCCACGUGAAAGCCGUGCCCUGGAUGGUGAAGGACUCACACUCAUAAAAGCCCCAUCCGCCAUCCGAGAUACUCUACCACACUCUCGCACAUCACCACCACUUGCCCAAUAUGUCGGCCAACGACGUGUACCAGGACCCGCUGAAUUCUCGCUAUGCGAGCACUGAAAUGAAAUACCUCUUCAGUCCCCGCAACCGCUUCAGUACAUGGAGGCAAUUGUGGGUCUGGUUGGCCGAGUCUGAGAAAGAGCUAGGAUUAGACAUUAGCGACGAGGCGAUUCAGCAGAUGAAAGCACACCAGGUCAUCCAAGACGAGGAAUUCGCUGUAGCUGCCGAGGAAGAGAAGAUUAGGAGGCACGAUGUUAUGGCUCACGUGCACACCUUUGGGGUGAAAGCACCAGCUGCUGCAGGAAUCAUUCAUUGGGGUGCAACAUCUUGUUAUUGCACUGACAAUGCGGAUCUUAUCUUCCUCCGUGAUGGUCUUGAUAUCCUGCUCCCCAAGCUAGCAACCGUGAUCGAAAAGCUCUCCUCCUUCGCAAAAGAGCACAAAGACCUCGCAUGCCUCGCCUACACCCAUCUCCAACCCGCCCAACUCACCACCGUCGGCAAGCGCACCUGCCUCUGGAUCCAAGACCUCCUCAUGGACCUGCGCAAUCUCGAGCGCGCGCGCGACGACCUCCGCUUCCGCGGCGUCAAAGGCACUACGGGAACCCAAGCCUCCUUCCUCCAAAUCUUCGCGGGCGACCACUCCAAAGUCGAAGCCCUCGACGCGCUCGUCACGAAGAAAGCAAACUUCACCUCGGCUUUCAUCAUCUCCUCGCAGACCUACACGCGCAAGAUCGACGGCGACGUGCUGCAAGCCCUGGGCUCCUUCGGGGCCACCUGCGAGCGUAUCGGGCAGGACAUCCGCCACCUCGCCGCGUUCAAGGAGCUCGAGGAGCCCUUCGAGAGCAUGCAGAUCGGGUCCUCGGCCAUGGCGUACAAGCGCAACCCCAUGCGCAGCGAGCGGCUGUGCUCGCUGGGGCGCAAGCUGCAGAACCUGCCCAAGGACGCGAUGGACACGUAUGCGGCGCAGUGGUUUGAGCGGACGCUCGACGACUCGGCUAUCCGCCGCAUCUGCAUCCCGCAGUCGUAUCUUUGCGCGGACGCGUCGCUGAUUCUUCUUAACAACAUCUCGUCGGGCAUGGUCGUGUAUCCAGCCGUGAUCAAGAAGCGCGUCGAGGCCGAGCUGCCCUUCAUGGCGACCGAGAACAUCAUCAUGGCGCUCGUCGCCAAGGGGGGCAGUCGGCAGCAGGCGCACGAGGAGGUGCGGGUGCUGUCGCACGAAGCGGGCCGCGAGGUGAAGCAGUUUGGCCGCGACAACGAUCUCAUUGACCGGAUUCGCAAGACGCCGUUCUUUGACCCCAUCGUGCCGGACUUGGAGAAGUUGAUGGACCCGCAGACUUUUAUAGGGCGUGCACCAGAGCAGGUGACGAGUUUCUACGAGAAAGAUGUUACGCCUGCGCUAAAGAAGUAUUUCGAUGCCGGAAAGAUCAAGUCUGGGGAGGCGGCGGAGUUGCAUGUUUAGUAGGUUGGUUUUGGUCUUAGGGAAAGGGAGAAUAAGGAGGUGAUGGGAGAUGACAGGGAUGAAGAAAGGUCCGGGUCUGUUUAGUAUAUUAGCAAAAGUCAACUUCCAACGUAAGUAUUUCAGUACACUUCCAGAAGCUCUUCAGUUCUCUGAUGCCAAUGUGACAUACCAACCAUG
Molecule: messenger RNA, 1777 nt
Organism: Mytilinidion resinicola
Lineage: Eukaryota; Fungi; Ascomycota; Dothideomycetes; Mytilinidiales; Mytilinidiaceae
Product: putative adenylosuccinate lyase Ade13
Exons: 2
Coding region: 146-1600 (484 amino acids)
Biological process (GO): 'de novo' AMP biosynthetic process
Cellular component (GO): cytosol
Molecular function (GO): N6-(1,2-dicarboxyethyl)AMP AMP-lyase (fumarate-forming) activity; (S)-2-(5-amino-1-(5-phospho-D-ribosyl)imidazole-4-carboxamido) succinate lyase (fumarate-forming) activity
Source: RefSeq, a predicted model, not a curated record